CCAACCCCCACUCCCCUCCCCUCCCUAAACAUUUCUGAAAAAGACCAUUUUUUUAUUUUCUGAAGAAACAAACACAAACUCACACACACACACACACACACACACACUCGCAUACUCAAUCGUAGAUGCUGUCUCGUUUUUUCAUAGCAUAAUAAUUACUCUUCUUACGUUUCGUUUUCCGCACGGACUUCAUUUCCCGAUUCUCAUCAUUACCCCUUCUCUCUCUCUCUCUCUGUGCGUGUGUGUUGAGAUCUGAAGAAAAAGAAGAAGAAGAAGAUUGAGAUUCGUUGAUUGAAGCUUCUUAUCUUGAAAGUUUUCUGUAUUUGUAGAUUUGGAGAGGAGAAAAUGGCGGAGGACAAAGGGAUUGGAGAAGGUGAGAACAAAGACGCUAGUACUGGUGCUACCGACAGCAGUGACAAGAAGAAGACGCAUCGCCUGGGAAUUCUCUCUCGCGUUUGGAAAGGAAUCUUUAGAUUACACGGCGAUGAUUUCGAGAAGAGAUUGCAGUACAUUUCUAAGGAAGAGGCUGCUGUUGUUGCCAGAUUGAAGCGGAGAUCAUAUACUUGGAGAAGGAUGACUCGGAAUCUUAUUGUAAUCUCUGUCAUUUUGGAGGUUAUUGCCAUUGGUUAUGCAAUUGUGACAACAAGAUCAACGGAUUUGGACUGGAAGAUGAGAGCAUUACAGAUUUUGCCAAUGUUUCUUUUGCCUGCUUUAUCUUCUGUUUCAUAUUCAGCAUUUGUAAGCUUCACAAGGAUGCGCAAUCGGAAGGAUGAGAAAACUCUGGAAAGGCUCCGAGCUGAAAGGAAAGCAAAAAUUGAUGAGCUUAAAGAGAAGACAAAUUAUUACUCCACUCAGCAACUCAUUCAGAGAUAUGACACUGAUCCAGCAGCAAAGGCAGCUGCUGCAACUGUCCUGGCAUCUAAGUUGGGUGCAGACUCGGGCCUGAACAUACAAGUUGGAGAUGAGUCUAAGCUUAAUGCUCCAACAGGGAAAAGCAGUGAUGUUGAAUUGGUGCAAUCUGGUGGGCUCCGAAAUCGAAAACAAGUUCCCACCAGAUCCAAUAGUAUGGGGACUUCUCAAUUGCAUCAUUCUGAUGGAGAAACACCUCAUUCUGAGGGAACUGAGGUUGAUCCUCGGACUUCUGAGCAUAAUCAGCUGGUAGUUAGUCAUCACUAUCCUCAAGGAUCAGCCACAAUUGAUGGAGGAUGGAUUGCUCGAAUAGCAGCAAUGCUUGUGGGCGAGGAUCCAACACAGUCUUAUGCGCUCAUUUGUGGCAACUGCCAUAUGCACAAUGGGCUUGCUAGGAAGGAGGAUUUCCCAUACAUUACAUAUUACUGCCCACACUGUCAUGCCUUAAAUAGGCCAAACCAGUCGGAGGAGCAAGUUUCUGGUUCAAAUACCCCUAAUUUGGGCUCCUUGAGAACACAGGGCAGUGGUGAUUUGAUCGACAAUGCCAGAGUUUCUGGUCCUAGUACCCCUAAUUUGGGCUCCUUGAGAACACAGGGCACUGAUGAUGUGAUCGACAAUGCCAGUGGUUCUGCGAGUGAGAGUGGUCUGACAAGUAACAACACUGUAAGAGCUGGUUCAGAGAUUGAGGAAGUAACUAAAGGGGCAACAUCCGAGCAUAUAGAUACUUGAAAAGCAUAUUUGAGUGGAACUACGUAAUUAGGGGAGACAAAUUCUUUUCUUCACUAGGGCCUUUUUGUUCCUUAUUUCUAAUUAGUCCUGGAUUUUCAAUUGAUUUGCUUCUUAUUUGGUCUUUGUAUCAAGAAAAUGUUGAGAUGAGAUUAUCUACGAGGAACUUUUUGUGCUUUCAGAUUUAUACAUAGGUUACGUGUUGAUUGUAAACUUGUAAUUAUGGAAAUCGUUUGUGUGUUCUUUUUUUUAAA
Molecule: messenger RNA, 1889 nt
Organism: Quercus lobata
Lineage: Eukaryota; Viridiplantae; Streptophyta; Magnoliopsida; Fagales; Fagaceae
Product: integral membrane metal-binding family protein (DUF2296)
Exons: 6
Coding region: 346-1638 (430 amino acids)
Biological process (GO): endoplasmic reticulum tubular network organization
Cellular component (GO): endoplasmic reticulum tubular network
Source: RefSeq, a predicted model, not a curated record